This is a messenger RNA of Schistosoma bovis, 509 nucleotides long. NCBI's taxonomy places the organism in Eukaryota, Metazoa, Platyhelminthes, Trematoda, Strigeidida, Schistosomatidae. The record is from the annotation of a GenBank genome assembly.
CUAUUUUGAAAGUUAGAUGACAAAUCGCGGUCCAACCACUUGGUUUGAUAGUAUAGGUAACUUAAGAACUGAAUGCCCUGCUAAGGAAAAUAAACGACUUCGAAAAAAUGUGAGGGUCUCAGCAUGUCGUCGCCUUGAAGAUUCACAUAGUGAGUUCACGGUAGAGGACGUUCAUUCAGACGGGGACUACAGAAAUUCUGUCUCGCAUCUCCUAUCAAUAAACUUUGGCCUUGACGAGAGGAAUGAAGGUGAAGUUCAUGUGUUUUAUGAUUCAUGCUCCACAACACUUCUUGGUUCAAUGGCUUUAGAGGAGUGAAUAUAAAUCAUUACGUCUUCUUGGUAGAUCCGGCUUCUGUGUGUAUAUUAUGUUCAGAUAAACCAACUAUAAUCCACACAGCCUACUUUUAGGAAACCUUUUGAUUGUAUUUGCUAUAAAUAACUUCGUUUGGUGUUUCACAUAUCACUUUGUAUGUUUGUAUUGCAAAUAUAGUUUAUGGAUGAUGUUGCGG